UCUAUAAAUGAUGUUUACAAACAGCAUUGAGUUGAGGCACAUUUGCAUAUUCAUGUAAAUUUGAAGGGGGACAAUAUUGUGAUAACCUAGAGUAAUAUCAACUAACAAAAGAAACAUCCUUUUCACCUUUUAAGCUCAUUUUGGAGUCGUUCAAUCUGAACCUCUCUGAUCAAAAAGAAGCACUGCUGAACAUUCAACACAUUCAUUGGUAUACAUGCACAACUUUUGGAACCAGAUAAAGCAGGAAUGUUUGUUUCUGUAUGACCUAAUGACUACAGAUGUACUUUUAAACACAGACGUUUGAUGAAAUCUUGAACAUUUGAUUGGAUUAGUGGAAUUUAAAGAUUUGAAAUGUCUUUAAGUCUGUUAAUCACUAUCUUAGAGGUAAUCAUUCUCUGCUUAAUUUGCUUAACUGCUCUAUUUGGUAACUUGAGCUUAUACAUCAUCGUUUACAAGAACAAAGAUCUUCAAACGGUCACCAACUUGUACAUUCUAAACCUGGCCGCGGCAGACAUCAUGGUGUCAGUUCUAAGCAUUCCGUUUACUGUGGUGACAGUCAUUACAGGACACUGGCUGUUCGGUGACACAGCUUGUGUGGCACUCGGCUUUUUAACGAUUUUAUCCUUCAUUACAUCUGUGAUGUCUCUUGGUAUGAUUGCCAUCAACCGAUAUUUUUACAUCGUCAAAUGGAACACUUACAAAAAGACUUUCUCGAAGAAAAAAAGUUUGCUCUACGCUGCUGCAGUAUGGAUAGUCUCAAUAUCUUUGGCUUCUCCUCCACUUUUCGGCUGGGCAGAAUACAGCUUCAUUCCUGGAAAAUCCUACUGUUUUGUUUACUGGCCUUCAAAUGUGUACUUCAUGUAUUUCAUGAUCACAGUGUGCUUUUUUGGGCCUCUUUCUGUCAUGGCCUUUUCAUAUUACAACAUCUUGAUGUUUACAAAGAAUUUAAAGAGACGUAUUGCAGUGUCUAGAAACUACCUUGCACCAACUCCUCUACACCAUGAGCCUACAACAGAAGAGAAAACCCAAAAAGACAAUCCAGAAGACAUCAAGGUUGAAAGACCAGGGAUAAAUAGACAUGAGGAAGGCACCUUUAAAAUGACUUUGAGAUCAAAACCAAAGUUUCAAAUCACACCUGAAGAAACUAAGAUCACAAACAUGUUUCUUUGCGUGGUUGCCCUGUUCAUCAUUUGUUGGGCUCCAUUUGUUAUAACCAUGUUUUUUGAUGUGUAUUAUUCAAGGCCCUUGCCUCACACAGUUGAUAUGGCAACACUGCUACUUGGUUAUCUGAACAGUAUGUGCAAUCCUAUCCUGUAUGGAUUGUGUAAUUCAGCUUUCAAACAGGGAUUUCUGAAUCUAUACUCAAGAUUUCUACCCAAACGGUUCAAACCUACAAAUGUGACAUAGCUAGAAUCGACAACAAAUGUGCCUCUUUGUGAUCUGCAGCUGUACAUGUAGAUAGAUACAGUGGACAGACGGACAGAUGGAUGAAAGAACGGAUGGACAGACAGACAGACAGACAGACAGAUGGACAGACAAACAAACAGACAGAUGGAGGGAAGGAUACUAAGAUAGACAGAUACAUGUCUAGAUAGACAUUUAAGCUACUUGAUCUAAGAUCAUGAUAAAUCAUGAUUGAAAUGAUUAAAAAAUAUAAAAAAUGACUUAAAAAACAUUGAAACUAAAGUUCUGUAAAACACACUUAACAGGUAUUUUGACCAGUGAACU
Messenger RNA from Orbicella faveolata, 1728 nucleotides. Its product is annotated as G protein-coupled receptor 161B-like. NCBI's taxonomy places the organism in Eukaryota, Metazoa, Cnidaria, Anthozoa, Scleractinia, Merulinidae. Gene Ontology annotation, biological process: G protein-coupled receptor signaling pathway. The record is from RefSeq and is a predicted model, not a curated record. Gene Ontology annotation, cellular component: membrane. Gene Ontology annotation, molecular function: neuropeptide Y receptor activity.